AUGAAUUACAUCUUCGACGAAAGCCAAGCGUUGUACCCUUCGAUCUACCUCAACAAUGACACAACUCCACUUCGCAACUUCCUUUAUGUGCAGGCUAUCGUGUCUGAAGCGCAACGGAUAGCUCAGAACUACUCAAGACCACUGCCCAUCUAUGUGUUUACAAAAGUCGAAUACAACCCUCUCAAAGAGCUUUGUUUCUUCUACACGGCGGUAGGGACAUUACGCUCUGUCGUCUUCGUACUCUACUGGGACUGCCUCAGAAGUAAACUUUAG
This is a messenger RNA of Cooperia oncophora, 273 nucleotides long. The record is from the annotation of a GenBank genome assembly. NCBI's taxonomy places the organism in Eukaryota, Metazoa, Nematoda, Chromadorea, Rhabditida, Trichostrongylidae.